GUUAGGAGGAAACUCAAUUGUGAGCAACAAGAAAAAAAUGCCAUAUUCUAAAGAAGCUCUUGCUAGGCUGUUCUACAAUGUCUCCAGUUCUUUACAGCUUCUCUUCCUCUUCUUCUUCUUCUCCUCCAUUUUGCUUGCUAAGCUCCUCCACUUCCUCUGCAACCACCCAAUAUUCCAAAGGACCCAACAUGGAUCUGGAGUUGGAUUGUUUUUGGACGACGAAGAAGAAGAGGACAUAUAUUUUCAUGAGGAGGAGUGCAUGGAGAAAGAUGAUCACCUGGUGGCCGACAUAGUUCAUGGUGGAGAAUCACUUCUGUUUUUGCCUGUCAACCGUCCUGUGAAGGAUCAAGAUCUUGAGCAUCAUGAAGAAACCAUAAGCAGUAGUACUACUCCUCGUGGCGAUUACAACUACCUCUUCCACCAAGAAGAGUCAAGUGAUGAUCAUAACUCACUGGUUCAAGAAUCAGAAGUACAUGAUGACAAGGAAGAUGAGGCUGAAGAAGAGAUCCCAACAUCAGAUACUGAUGCUGAUGCGGUAUACAAUUUUGGCCCCAAUGAAGGUGACCCCACCUCGCCGAUAACCAUCAAUCUAACCAAAAGUGGCUUGGUGGCCGAUGACGAAACCCAUGACGAGAAACGCGACGAGGAAGAUCCCAAAGGUGGCAAGGAUAAAAUUGAAGAUGGGAAGGUGGAAGAGACUACAAAUUUCACUAAAGAUGAAAAGUUCUUAAUUUUUGCGCCACCUCAAUCGGAGGCUAAGAAGUUUCAUGUCCAAGAAAAGGAUAAUGAAGAGACUUGUGGCGACUCGUAUACCGUUGGAUCUACUUCUAAGAGCUCGUCUGAAUGGAGAAGUUCCAUUAAUUUCAGGGAUUCAGGGACAGAAGAUCCAUUUUCGUCCUCUUCCCGGAGGAGUUGCCCCAAGUGGGAAUCUUACACUGUGUUUCAGAAGUAUGAUGAAGAGAUGACAUUCUUAGAUAGGAUCAGCGCCCAAAAGCUUCAGGAAACAGAGUCUCUUAGGUCAAUCCAAGUCUGUCCAAAGUCAAUCUCAGGGAGGAUUGCUCAUAAAUUGGCAACAAUCAACAAGAGAUCAUCAGAUACCCAUCAGAACCCGUAUCAUGAACUAGAAUCUGCUUAUGUAGCACAAAUUUGCUUAACAUGGGAAGCUCUUAAUUGGAACUACAAGAACUUUCAGCGCCUGAGAGCUUCGCGUCGUGAAUGUGACCCCGGCAGUCCUGCUCAUAUUGCCCAGCAGUUUCAGCAAUUCCAAGUGCUUUUACAGCGGUACAUUGAGAAUGAGCCCUAUGAGCAUGGCAAGAGACCUGAGAUUUAUGCUAGGAUGAGAAUUUUGGCACCAAAGCUACUCCAAGUGCCAGAAUAUCGAGAUUCUGAAGAUGAUCAAAAGGAUGAAAGUUUGAAGUCAAGAAUUUCGUCAGAUUCAUUUCUUAUUAUAUUAGAAGAGGGAAUAAGAACAUUCAUGAAUUUUCUCAAGGGGGAUAGGGAGAAACCUUGCCAGAUCAUAGCAGCUUUGUUCAAGAGGAACCGAAAAGGUUUGGUUGAUCCAACUCUUCUACAUCUGAUGAAGAAAGCAAAUCAGAAGAAGAAGUUAAGGCUCAAAGAUCUUCGCAGAACUGGCAAGUGCUUAAGGAAAAGAAGGUUAAAGGAGGAGGAGGAAAUGGAGAUUCUGAUGGGACUGAUAGACAUAAAAGUGGUGUCCAGGGUUUUGAGAAUGAGUGACAUAACAGAAGAGCAAUUACACUGGUGUGAAGAAAAGAUGAGCAAAGUGAGAGUUUUGGAAGGGAAGCUGCAAAGAGAUUCCUCACCACUUUUCUUCCCUGCACACUGACCCCACCAUAGAUUGGGUAUUUGUUGCUUGAUGACUAGACCAUGAAUGUGCGGUGACUGCAUGCAGAUGAAUAUCCUAAGGCAGACACACCCUUUUGUAAAUACUGUAAAGAAAAAUGAGAGGAAGGGGACCCACAAAUCAAAGCCAUGACAUGUGGGUGACAUAGAUUUUGAAGAUAUGGAAUCCAUGAAAGAAAAGAUGGGUUGGCUCUCUGAUUUCAUGAACAUUGAAAGUGAAAAGAGCUGGGACAAAGCAAGGAACAUGAAGAUAGAGACGAGGUAGCUUUAGUUUGCUUUAUCUUUUGAAUUAGGGUUUAUCUAUAAGGGUUUUGAGCUGAAUCAAAAGAGAGAUUUGGGCAAAGCUGCUGCUACACAUGCAGUGGAAUAAAAAGGUGGCACAUGGUACACUCAAAGGGUUGGAGCCCGAGCCUCAUUUGGUACCACUUUCUUUGGGGAAAAGAUGAAUAAAUAAAUAAAUAAUCAACCCAUGUAAGGUGUAUUCAGACUUCAGAGAGUUGCGUCCCUCUCAUGAUUUCUAUAAAAAGUUAAUCUUGUAGUUGGGUUAUCAUGACCUUCAUUGACUUCCAUCAUCAUUAAUAAUCUUUGGAAGAUAGUCUAUGAUUUA
Messenger RNA from Vitis riparia (riverbank grape), 2467 nucleotides. RefSeq lists its product as uncharacterized. The record is from RefSeq and is a predicted model, not a curated record. NCBI's taxonomy places the organism in Eukaryota, Viridiplantae, Streptophyta, Magnoliopsida, Vitales, Vitaceae. The transcript has 6 exons. The coding region runs from base 38 to 1843 and encodes 601 amino acids.